Messenger RNA from Onychomys torridus (southern grasshopper mouse), 450 nucleotides. RefSeq names its product lysozyme like 6 (gene Lyzl6). NCBI's taxonomy places the organism in Eukaryota, Metazoa, Chordata, Mammalia, Rodentia, Cricetidae. Gene Ontology annotation, biological process: fusion of sperm to egg plasma membrane involved in single fertilization. The record is from RefSeq and is a predicted model, not a curated record. Gene Ontology annotation, molecular function: lysozyme activity. Gene Ontology annotation, cellular component: sperm flagellum; acrosomal vesicle. The coding region runs from base 1 to 450 and encodes 149 amino acids. The transcript has 4 exons.
AUGACGAUGAAGGUGCUGCUUAUCUGCAUGGCAAGUUGCCUCCUGGUGGUGGAUGGCGGAGACCUCAUCAAUCGCUGUGCCUUGGCCAAGAUAUUGCAUGAGGAGGAUUUGGAUGGGUUUGAGGGCUACUCCCUGACCGACUGGCUGUGCUUGGCUUUUGUGGAAAGCAACUUCAACAUGUCAAAGGUGAAUGAGAACGCAGACGGCAGCUUCGACUAUGGCGUCUUCCAGAUCAACAGUCAUUACUGGUGCAAUGACUACCUGAGCCAUUCAGAGAACUUCUGCCAUGUAGACUGUCAAGAUCUGCUGGGUCCCAACCUCCUUCCAUCUAUCCACUGUGCAAAAAAGAUUGUGUCUGGAUCAGGAGGGAUGAGAAACUGGAUUGAAUGGAGGCUGCAUUGUUCAGAACGGCCGCUCUCCUAUUGGAUGACAGGAUGCCAUCUGGGAUGA